Messenger RNA from Zygosaccharomyces rouxii, 399 nucleotides. RefSeq lists its product as uncharacterized. Lineage: Eukaryota; Fungi; Ascomycota; Saccharomycetes; Saccharomycetales; Saccharomycetaceae. Bases 1 to 399 code for a protein of 132 amino acids. The record is from RefSeq and is a predicted model, not a curated record. The transcript has a single exon.
AUGUACUUUACUCCAAAUUUAGUGCUAAGUGUUUUGGCAGUUUUCGCCUUUGAUAGCGCGGUCCUAUCGGCUCCGGUUAACGGCACUGCUCCAUACUCAGAAUCUGCAUUGUAUCCUAUCCAGCAACCCACUCAAGCUGCUGGUGCAGGUGCAAGUUCUGGUAAUAGUAUCUACCCUGGGCAAGGUUCUGGCGCUGGCGCUGGCGCCAAGGGAGCUGGUGCUGGUGGUGCUACUCAAGCUUGGAGGAGAGAAGUACAAGUGGCUACCCCUGCUGCGCCAAGCUCUGCCGCUCCAAGCUCUACCAGAUCUAUUGUCACCAAGUCUCCUCAGUAUCCUACCACCUCAGCAACUGCCCAAGUUCCGCCAACUGGUGUUGCAGCUGUGCAAUAUUUGAUCUAA